Siniperca chuatsi (mandarin fish) is the source of this 2489-nucleotide messenger RNA. It is a transcript of the gene kbtbd13b, whose product is annotated as kelch repeat and BTB domain containing 13b. NCBI's taxonomy places the organism in Eukaryota, Metazoa, Chordata, Actinopteri, Centrarchiformes, Sinipercidae. The transcript has a single exon. The record is from RefSeq and is a predicted model, not a curated record. Gene Ontology annotation, molecular function: protein binding. Bases 137 to 1546 code for a protein of 469 amino acids.
UCCCCGAAGAGUGAAGCUGCUUCGUAGCGAGUCACUUCUCUCCAGCUCUUCUUCCAGACUUUUGGAAACGCUUGAACCUCUCACGUGUCAUUUUCAUGGAGGAUAUUUUCUUGAGUGUCACUGUCAGAGAAUAGUAAUGUCAGAGGAAAGCAGCAGCUGUGACAGUGCAGGCGAAAGAUAUCUGCCAUGUUGUGCCUCUGCUAAGUUAACUAUUGUGGUCGGAGACACUCACUUCUCUGAGGAGAAGAUGUUGCUUGUUCAGAGCUUUGACUAUUUCCAAGCUCUGUAUCGCUCUGGGAUGAAAGAGUGUCGGCAGGAAGAAAUCCACCUCAAGUCUCUGCAUGCUCAAGGCUUCCUUAUCGCCUUGGCAGUUUUACGAGGUGAGAUGCCCGUCCUGGAUGGCGAUGACAUUGUUGAGGCCAUUGAAUGCGCUGCUUUCUUGCAGGUGGCGGCGCUCACUAAGCAUCUCAUUGACCUCAUUGACUCUGACAACUGUUUGCUGAUGUAUCACACCGCUGCAACCUUCGGCCUCAUGGACCUUUACCACGCUGCUGCGCUGUUUAUCCGAAAUAUGUACGCCGACCUGGAGGCGGAGGUCAGGAAAACCUUACCGUCAGAGCUGAUCUCCUAUGUGGAGUCUUUGACCCCGAGUGUUUUUGUGGCUGUGGGGGCCCAUGUGACCUGCGGUGUGAAUGAAACUGUACAUGCUGCUUCCAGGACGGUCUGCUACCUGGAUGAAACUGGCAAUAAUUGGAAAGUAUUAACAGAUCUUCCACUACAGGCCAGCACCUCCAUGGCCGGAGUGACUGUUUUAGACAAUAAACUCUACAUUGUCGGAGGAGUUCAUGGAGUUCAUAAACAAGUUGUGGACUCUUGUUUCUGCUACAGCGUUGAAAACAACAGCUGGAGCAGGAUCUCCUGUCCAGCACAGCUGCGAUACAAUCUCAGUCUUGUGGGUGUAGAUGGUCGUCUUUACGCCAUAGGAGGAGAAUAUGAGCGAACAGUGAUGUCAUCUGUGGAAACGUAUGACAUAAAGACCGGAAGGUGGGCAUUCGCUGCUCACUUACCUCGACCGGUGGCGGGCACGGCGUGCACCAAAGCCAUGAGCAGGAUAUUUGUGUGUUUAUGGAGGCCGAUGGAGACCACAGAGAUUUACGAAUAUGUCUCAAGAAAAGACGAGUGGCGGCUUGUUACCACGCUGAUCAGGCACCAGAGCUAUGGCCACUGCAUGGUCGGCCACAGGGACAACCUGUACGUCAUGAGAAACGGGCCGUCGGACGACUUCCUGAGAUGUCUGAUGGACUGUUAUAAUCUGAGCUCAGGCCAGUGGUCGUCUCUGCCUGGACACUUCGCCAACAGCAGAGGUUCACUGUUCACAGCUGUGGUGAGAAGCGACUCUGUGUUCACGCUCAACAGGAGCAUGACUCUGGAGUACGCCGUGGAAGGUAAAACCUGGAAGCCCCGACGGCAGAUGAAGGGUUUCCCCAGAAGUGGAUCUGUGUGGACGUUUCUGCUCCGGCUGCCAGACGCUCUAAUGCUGCAGUAAUGGCUUAAUUUGUUCUGGGAUUUAUCGGAUUGUCAGCAUCUUUUUCUGAGGUCUGGGAACACAGUGGCAUCUCCAAAAAGAAGUCAGAAGAGGUUUUGCGUCAAAGUCUGUUUCCGCUGCGAAAAGUUUUUCCUGUAGACCUGCCCUUUCUGGUUGGGGUUAGGGUAAGGUUGGGUUUAAGUGAGGGUAAAGGGAAACAGAAAUCGAUGGGGAAACAGACUCGGAUACAACAGAGGCCCCAUUUACUCUUGUCAUUUCAAGUGUCUCAUAUCCGAUAAAAUCCAGAUGCGAUUUGAUACAUUUUGGUUUACACUCACAUAUAUGCGUCUCCGUUGGCCAGAUCACAAAUCUAAUCCGCAUGCAAUGCAAUCCGUUUUGGUAUUCCUGGACUACAUGCAAAUCAGGCUCUGCCCAGAGGGUGGUGGUAAUUUCAGUGCAACUUAAGCUGCCAUUAUCACAGAGAAUAGAUCCUGUGAUCGGUUACUGAUGCAGUUACAGUUGGGAGGAGUAAAGAUUAUGUAUGUGUCUCGGUGGAUUUCAAUCCAUCCCUAAUGCUUCUUCAAUGCAAUUACCCUUUGGUUUUUAUAUCAGAUUGCUAUUUGAUCUGGCCAAGAUACAUAAAGUGUAAAUGGGCUCAGAGGCAAGAAACACGAGCAGUCAGAUGCUCACUGUAAACCUCCAUGUUAGACAAAGUUAUUUGGAAAAGAAAAGAAAGGUGAAAAUGAAGCCAAGCAGUAAAAUUAUUACCCAAACAUGGGAUGUUGUGUAAGCAAGAUUUGAUGUCAGAAACACUAAUUCCUUUGAGGGACUUUUAAGUUCUAUUUACUGGCAUUUUUAAUAAUAUUUGUUAAUGUAAAUGUCUGUGUGUGUGAUGACUGCUUUGUGUGACUGACUCGCCCUGUUGUGAGGUUAUAUACUGUAUAUGUUUGUUCUCAGGUCUUUC